ACUGUCCGACAUCCCGGCCCAGAAAACAUGAAACAGUUACUGAUCUUACUGGCUGUACUCUGCGCUGGUCAUGCUGAAGAAAAAGAUCUUUCAGGGAAGGUUUUUACUUUCCCAGUUCAAAGUGCAACUUCUUCUGUUCAGCUCAUUGCCAACGUUGAGCAGCCCCUCACCGUUUUGACCAUGUGCAUGAGGUUUUUCUCGUCACUUACCCGAGCUCAGUCGCUGUUCUCACUGGACAUCCCGUCUCAAUCUAACGCCUUCCUGCUCUUCAAGCUGUCUGUGGGUGUGUACAGACUGCACGUCAAUGGGGCUACACUCAAAAUAAGUGGACUGCCCGAUGACAUCAAUGAAUGGAACUCUGUCUGCUGGACGUGGGACUCCACCAGUGGCUUGACAGCUCUGUGGGUCAACGAAAAGCGCAGUCCUCGGGCAAUCAUGGGUGCCAAAGUAUCUCUCACAGGGGUUCCCAGCAUCAUUUUGGGUCAAGAUCAAGAUACUUAUGGUGGAGGCUUUGACCAGAGUCAGUCCUUUGUUGGGGAAAUUUCAGACGUCCACAUGUGGGACAAAGUCAUCUCUCCGUGUGAAAUUAGGUUUUAUAUGGAUGGUAGCGGCUUCACCCCCGGCAACCUUCUCAACUGGAAGAACCUAAGGUUCUCCACCACGGGCACUGUGUACGAGGAACAAAGCGACUUCAAUAAGCUGUCAUGUUUUUAGCUUAUUUAACUGGCAACUAGAAUGCAAAGCUAAACCAAAU
Labrus bergylta (ballan wrasse) is the source of this 754-nucleotide messenger RNA. The record is from RefSeq and is a predicted model, not a curated record. NCBI's taxonomy places the organism in Eukaryota, Metazoa, Chordata, Actinopteri, Labriformes, Labridae.